Cajanus cajan (pigeon pea) is the source of this 1089-nucleotide messenger RNA. Its product is annotated as retrovirus-related Pol polyprotein from transposon RE2. Gene Ontology annotation, molecular function: nucleic acid binding. The record is from RefSeq and is a predicted model, not a curated record. Gene Ontology annotation, biological process: DNA integration. Lineage: Eukaryota; Viridiplantae; Streptophyta; Magnoliopsida; Fabales; Fabaceae.
AUGACUUUAAGGUCCUUGGGAUUUAAUUCAGCCAAGAGUGAUACUGCACUUUUCAUGAGAUUUACACCUACCUCUAAAACCUAUGUACUAGUGUAUGUUGAUGAUAUUAUCAUCACCAGCUCUUCCUCUUCUGAAAUCAUCUCUCUUAUUGCUCAUCUUAACAACAAAUUUUCUUUGAAGGAUCUAGGUCCUCUUCAUUAUUUUCUUGGCAUUGAGGUCCAACAUCAUUCUGAUGGUGGUAUUCUAUUGUCUCAAUCAAAAUACAUAAGAGACCUACUUCAUAAAACAAAUUUGUUAGACUCUAAACCUCAGCCAACUCCCAUGGUUUCUGGUUUAAAGCUUACUGCUGAUGGGUCCUUUUCAGUUCAGGAUCCCACUCACUAUAGGAGCAUUGUAGGAGCUCUUCAAUACAUCACUGUGACAAGACCUGAAAUUUCAUUCUCUGUUAAUAAGGUUUGUCAAUUUAUGCAUAAACCACAAGAGCAUCAUUGGAGGGCAGUAAAGCGGAUUUUAAGAUAUCUCCAAGGAUCAAUUACAUAUGGCUUGCACAUAAAACCUUCACAACAGCUACAUAUCAUGGGUUUUUGUGAUUCAGAUUGGGGUUCAGAUCCUGAUGAUAGAAAGUCUACCACAGGUUACUGUGUGUACCUUGGACCAAAUCUUGUAUCAUGGUCUUCUAAGAAACAAGUUGUUGUUUCCCGAAGUAGUACUGAGGCUGAGUACAGGGGACUAGCUGCUGUCACUGCUGACAUUUUAUGGCUGCAGAAUUUGCUCAAAGAGUUGCGUGUUCCAGUUGCAUUGCCAAGAAUUUAUUGUGAUAAUUUAGGUGCUGUCCACCUUACUGCGAAUCCUGUCAUGCAUUCUCGCACAAAGCAUUUUGAGUUGGAUUUGCAUUUUGUUCGUGAUAAAGUCCUGUCAAGGGAGCUUGUUGUUAUUCAUCUACCUGCUGAAUUUCAGGUUGCUGAUAUUCUCACUAAAGCUAUUUCGAAUCCUCAAUUUACAACAUUUAGAUCCAAACUCAAGGUUUCAUCAGCUUCCACCAUGAGUUUGAAGGGGGGUGUAAAGGGAAUUUGUCAAACUGGUAGUUAG